This is a messenger RNA of Penicillium angulare, 195 nucleotides long. RefSeq lists its product as uncharacterized. The record is from RefSeq and is a predicted model, not a curated record. The transcript has a single exon. The coding region runs from base 1 to 195 and encodes 64 amino acids. NCBI's taxonomy places the organism in Eukaryota, Fungi, Ascomycota, Eurotiomycetes, Eurotiales, Aspergillaceae.
AUGUGUUAUAUCACCUAUAUGUUGCUCAAGAAGAACAAGGCCAAGAAGGCCGCUGCAGCUACAGCCGGAGAUGGUAACACUCCGCCACGACCAAGGGAAAUCGAGAGAAAGGGGGCUCCCGGCUAUUCCUAUUCGCCCUCCCAAUCCGACCAGUCAUCAUACAGUGAAAAAAAGAUACGCAGACGGGAAAUCUAG